Nothobranchius furzeri (turquoise killifish) is the source of this 3502-nucleotide messenger RNA. RefSeq names its product exostosin-1b. Gene Ontology annotation, cellular component: membrane. Lineage: Eukaryota; Metazoa; Chordata; Actinopteri; Cyprinodontiformes; Nothobranchiidae. Gene Ontology annotation, molecular function: glycosyltransferase activity. The record is from RefSeq and is a predicted model, not a curated record.
GGAGCCGUGCAGGAACGUCACCUUAUCAGCUCUAGUGAGACAGACAGACGGCUCGGCCGCGGCGAGCUGCGCUGACUCGUCGCCUCCUCAGGACUCUUGUUUGCGUGUGAACCAUGGUGUGAACCACCACUUGAGCACUUUACACGUCUGGAGAUAUUUACCGAGAUGUUCCUAUGCCGGUUCAAAGACAGGACGCGAGUCUGGACUGGAGGAGAACCCUUGUUUUAGAGCGAGGAGACACGUUUGUUUUCCGUCUUUACUUCCAGCCGGCGUUGUAGAAGACUGUUUGAUGCGAACGCUCAGCUAACAAGCUAACUGGAAAUGUUGUCACAAACUAGCUAGUUGGUUAGCUUGCUAGCAAGCUAGCGGGGUUGUGUGUUGUUUGGGUUUAGCAGCGGUGCUGCUUGGUGUAGGAAACCGCGGCAGAAGCUCGCGCUGGGGUCUGCUGGGUGUUCAGAGGACCUGAGCCAGUUUGGUUCCUAACCUUUACCGGAGACUAGAGAGCGUUUAGUCAGAACAAUAGUUAAUUGUUCAGGCAACAAGUUCGGCACCGCUGCUUUAACAUCACUCAGAUGUAGAUGUGAAUGUCAAAUUAUUAGUUUAGAUUUGGCUAUAACGGGACAAAGCCGAUACUUUGUUUUACAAUGUUGAAUGUUGGGUUAGUGAAAGUGGCGUCAUACGGAAAAAAGUACGAGUGGAGAUGCCCAGAGCGUCUCGGGUACCCCGGAUUCUUUUGGUGAAGCUGUUGUCAGUUAAUCAAAAGCACAGCUGACGAGGUGAACGCGCAUUGAAAAAUCGCCCACAUGCGUUGGAUCAGCUCCCGGACUUGUGAAAGGCAUCUGAAGCAGCAGGAGGGAGACGAGAGCGCACAGCCCUUGCAGCAGCCCGGGGGAAGAUGGCGGAACGUUCCCACAGGAGGUGGUGAGACCAAAACUUCGGCGCUUCUCGGAUUCCCGCACAAACCACUUUUCUCAGAUCGUUGGACACAUGCAGGCCAAAAAACGAUAUUUAAUUCUGUUCUCCGCCGGCACCUGUCUCAUUCUGCUGUUCUGUUUUGGGGGAAUACAAGUCCCGCUGUCCAGGCGGGGGUCCCACAGGCGUGAUGACCGCAGCCUCACCGGCUAUCACCUCGGGGCACGGUGGCGUCGCCUGUCCGGAUUCAUGCAGGCUUUCAGUACUCUGGGGAAGGACAGUAGCGAUGAGCUGCAUGGACACAUGUCCCCUAGGCAAAAGAGGGACACCAACUCAGGCCUGUACACUGGAAAACGCUGCAGGAUGGAGACUUGUUUUGACUUUUCUUUGUGUGAGAGGAAUGGGUUUAAAGUGUACUUGUACCCCCAGCUGAAAGGAGAAAAACUCUCAGAGAGCUAUCAGAACAUCUUGGCUUCUAUUGAAGGGUCCAGGUUCUACACACCAGAUCCGGGACAGGCGUGCCUCUUUGUCCUGAGCUUGGACACUUUGGAUCGAGACCAGCUUUCUCCCUACUAUGUGCACAACUUAAAAGCAAAAAUCCAGGGACUUCCUUUAUGGAACGAAGGCAAGAACCACAUCAUCUUCAAUUUAUAUUCUGGCACAUGGCCGGAUUACACAGAAGAUCUUGGCUUUGAUAUAGGCCUGGCCAUGUUGGCCAAGGCCAGUAUUAGUACAGAGAACUUUCGACCUAACUUUGACAUUUCCAUCCCUCUUUUCUCUAAAGACCACCCAAGGACAGGAGGGGAAAGAGGGUAUUUGAAACACAAUACAAUUCCCCCUUAUAGGAAAUACAUGCUUGUUUUUAAGGGGAAACGCUACCUGACUGGAAUAGGUUCAGACACUAGGAAUGCUUUAUACCAUGUGCAUAACUCGGAGGAUGUAGUCCUCCUCACCACCUGUAAGCAUGGGAAAGACUGGCAGAAGCACAAGGACGCACGCUGUGACAAAGACAAUGCUGAAUAUGACAAGUACGAAUACAGAGAGAUGCUGUACAACUCCACGUUCUGUCUGGUCCCUCGAGGUCGAAGGCUGGGCUCCUUCCGUUUCCUGGAGGCUUUGCAGGCAGCUUGUGUGCCGGUGAUGCUGAGUAAUGGCUGGGAGCUUCCCUUCUCAGAAAUUAUCGACUGGAAAACGGCAGCUGUGAUUGGGGAUGAGAGACUGCUGCUGCAGAUUCCAUCAACGGUGCGCUCCAUCCACCAGGACAAGAUUCUGUCCCUCAGACAACAGACGCAGUUUUUAUGGGAGGCUUAUUUCAAUUCUGUGGAGAAGAUAGUGCUAACAACCCUGGAGAUCAUCCAGGAUCGGGUGUUGGAGCACUGGUCAAGGAGCAGCCUGAUGUGGAACAGUCUUCCUGGUGGACUCUUUGCUCUGCCUCAGUACUCUACCUCCCUCAGAGACUUCCCCUUCUACUACGCUAAACUGGGUAUCAAACCAAACCCCAAGUUUACAGCAAUCAUCCAUGUGGUCACCCCACUGGUCUCCCUAUCCCAACCCGUGAUGAAGCUGCUUGUGGCUGUGGCCAAAUCUCAGUACUGUGCUCAGGUGAUAAUUCUGUGGAACUGUGACAAAGCUCUUCCUGCCAAGCACCGCUGGCCCGCCACUGCGGUGCCCCUAGUUGUCAUAGAGGGAGAGAACAAGGUGAUCAGCAGUCGCUUUCUUCCCUACGACACCAUCCCCACCGAGGCUGUUUUCAGCCUGGAUGAAGACACGGUUCUCUCCACCACUGAGGUGGACUUUGCCCUCAUGGUGUGGCAGAGUUUCCCUGACCGCCUCGUUGGUUACCCGGCCCGCAGCCAUUUCUGGGACAGCAACAAGGAGCGGUGGGGCUACACAUCCAAAUGGACCAACGACUACUCCAUGGUGCUGACGGGGGCUGCCGUCUAUCACAAGUACUACCACUACCUGUACACCACCUACCUUCCAGCCAGUCUGAGGACCAUGGUGGACCAGAUGUCAAACUGCGAGGACAUCCUGAUGAAUUUUCUUGUCUCCUCAGUAACUAAACUACCCCCCAUCAAGGUCACCCAAAAGAAACAAUACAAGGAAACCAUGAUGGGCCAGAACUCCAGAGCUUCCCGCUGGGCCGACCCGGACCAUUUUGCCCAGCGUCAGACCUGCAUGAACAAGUUUGCCAACUGGUUUGGCACCAUGCCUCUCGUCCAUUCUCAGAUGAGGCUGGACCCAGUCCUGUUCAAAGACCAGGUGUCUAUAUUGAGAAAGAAAUACAGGGAAAUCGAGAGACUAUAACCCUCCUGAGGCCCCCCCACCCCACCCCACCCCCGCUCUGUGAACACAGAAGGUGAAGAGCGAGGGGGCGGACAUGUAGAUGCGUGCAGCGUGGAGCUGAACUGGAACAGGUCCAGGGAACGUGGAGGUAAAAUCAUGUGGAGAGCUCGUCCUCUACUUUCUGCUCUCAUGGGGUCGGGGGGUCGCUCAGACGCCUCAUGAGUAACCCUAACUCUAACUACACCUGAGUUCAGGUGGAAAGGACGGCUCGCUGCAUCAGCGACCCAACAGAGACAAACAUGAC